AUGCCUGGCGCUACAUCUGACUACGGCAGCAGCAGCAAGUAUGACCAGAUCCCGGGUCCCCUCGGGCUGGCAUCGGCUUCGCUACAAGGCAAGGUGGCUCUCGUGACGGGCGCCGGCCGCGGGAUCGGUCGGGAGAUGGCUCUCGAGCUCGGACGCCGCGGCGCCAAGGUGAUUGUCAACUACGCCAACAGCGACGCGGCCGCCCAGGAGGUGGUCAACCAGAUCAAGAAGAACGGGUCGGACGCGGCCAGCAUCAAGGCCAACAUGGCGAUCAUCGACGACAUUGUGCGGCUGUUUGAGGAGGCCCACAAGACGUUUGGCCGCCUCGACAUUGUGUGCUCCAACAGCGGCGUUGUGUCGUUUGGACAUGUCAAGGAUGUUACGCCUGAAGAGUUUGAUCGGGUGUUUAACAUCAACACGCGCGGCCAGUUCUUUGUCGCCCGCGAGGCGUACAAGCAUCUGGAGGUUGGUGGUCGCUUAAUCAUGAUGGGCUCCAUCACGGGCCAGGCCAAGGCUGUCCCCAGGCAUGCUGUCUACUCGGGGAGCAAGGGCGCGAUUGAGACGUUUGUGCGGUGCAUGGCUGUUGACUUCGGUGACAAGAAGAUCACCGUCAAUGCUGUUGCGCCCGGCGGCAUCAAGACGGACAUGUACCAUGCCGUGUGCCGCGAGUACAUCCCCAACGGCGACCAGCUAGAUGACGAGGGUGUUGAUGAGUACGCUGCCGGCUGGUCUCCGUUUCACCGCGUUGGUCUCCCCAUUGACAUCGCUCGUGUCGUGUGCUUCCUGGCGUCCCAGGACGGCGAGUGGGUGAAUGGCAAGGUCAUUGGCAUCGACGGCGCUGCUUGCAUGUGA
Chaetomium globosum CBS 148.51 is the source of this 852-nucleotide messenger RNA. Its product is annotated as tetrahydroxynaphthalene reductase. The record is from RefSeq and is a predicted model, not a curated record. Bases 1 to 852 code for a protein of 283 amino acids. Lineage: Eukaryota; Fungi; Ascomycota; Sordariomycetes; Sordariales; Chaetomiaceae. The transcript has 4 exons. Gene Ontology annotation, molecular function: oxidoreductase activity.